AUGUCGGCAGCGAGUAAAGUAGUGCUGCGCGUGCGGGCCUAUGGACAGCGAGGCAUAGAGUUCGCGCUGUCUGGGCCUAAAUCCUACGAGAAGAGAGGGUCGUUUACGUGGUGGUCGACCACCAUAUUGUUCAUUAGCUCUGGUGUCGUGUUAUCGACUGUUGAAUGGGGUGUAUCAUCCUCGUAUCGAGUGCUAUCGGGGUUACUGCUGGCUGCAUUGGCUGCGUUCAUCUUCCAAGUUACGGGCAAGGUUAUAGUCGAAGAAUCGAUGCUGGUGGUACCAGCACUUGGAGUGAAAUUGAGCAAGAGGCGACGCAAUGGAGUAGUGAGCAGCAAGUUUGUGUAUCUAGACCAGAUUUGCGGCGUGGCGGUGAAUGAGGCGAUCACGUUCUCCAAUGUUGUGUACUCGCUCGUGCUCAUGAUAGAAACACAGAGCGACAUGGUAUUGCCAUUCGAGGCAUUUCGGCCACGAGUGUCAGUAUUGCAGGAGAUCUACCAGGAGACGAAGACGUUGCUCUUCCCCAAUGGCAGCGACAGGAAGAUGCACCUUCCUCACGGCGUAGCGCCCCCGCCGUGCUGA
Molecule: messenger RNA, 579 nt
Organism: Phytophthora infestans T30-4
Lineage: Eukaryota; Oomycota; Peronosporomycetes; Peronosporales; Peronosporaceae
Exons: 4
Coding region: 1-579 (192 amino acids)
Biological process (GO): GPI anchor biosynthetic process
Cellular component (GO): glycosylphosphatidylinositol-N-acetylglucosaminyltransferase (GPI-GnT) complex
Source: RefSeq, a predicted model, not a curated record